AGGUUCCUCAGUCAUGUGUACGUAUCUAUGCAGCCCAAUGCCGUCUCUACUAGUAGCACCCACAUAUUACUCACUACAAGUAGUCCGAUUUUGGCUCACCUUCUCGGAAUUCUAUUACUUUACCUCUACCUGCUUUUGUGUACGCAUCGAUUUUGUUCAUGAUUCUAGAAAAAGAAAUUCCUGAAUUACAUCCAUGAUGAAUCACCAACCACAGUCUUUGCGAAACAGUGCUCGGGCCUCGCAGACCCAGCACAUUAUCGAGCUCCACGUGGUGUUGUAUCGGGGGCAUGAUUUGCGCACACGUGACCACCCUCCAUUGGCGGAUAUCGCAGCAAAAUUGAGGGUCACCAUGUCAGAAGCAAAGUCUGCAUUCCGUGGCAUGUCAUGUUGUUUCCGUGAGACAAAGCUUGCGUCCACGGCCUGGCGCACCUAUUUUGUUAUAGAAAAAAAACUUCUUCACCGACUUUCAUGGUAAAUUUCAAAGACAGACGUUGACAACAAGACCCGCGGUUUUACUGCGAUUCGAUCGGCUCUGCGAGGAGCGGGAAAACGCGGAGACGGUGUGUGCAGCAGUUAUGUUGUCCCUGCCUUCGUGCGGGGAUCUCCGGCCGCGGAAGCGAGGAGUACCGGGUUUGCUCCCCGGCCCCGAUGUGCAGAACUUUUUCAAGCCGUCGCGCUGGGUCGGCUGAGAGAGACACUUCGUCGUCCUCCCUACUCCACCGAUCUGGUCUGCCUUUUUGCGGCGGAUGGGCAGCGGAACCUCCACGGCGGCGAAGGGGAGGCAGGCAGUGCGAGGGCGCAGCAGAGGACAGACGGAAGCUUGGCCCGGGCUCACGCAGAGGCGCUCCAGAAUUUUUUGGGUCGCUUGAGUGAGCUGUGGCACGAAGGAGAUCUUCAUGGCUCAGGCAUCUUCGAACCUGCGAGAGACGACGCAGCGGGCACAACGCAGCACAAGGAAAGGAGUCCAGCGGAGACAGCGGUACACUUUCAAGUCACGGUGUACGCAAGCUGGCGGUUCGAACCUGCAUUGAGGCAGGAGGACCGCAGAUUUCGAGAGGAGCUGUUGCGUCAACAAGCGUGUGCAGCUGAUAUGAACAAGGGAAUUGUAAGCAGAGCGGCGGUUCUUGUUCGACAUCGCAUUGUGGACGUGAAGUUUUUCAAUUCUAGCCUUCUUCGCGACCCCGAACAGAUUCCGCUGGACCUCGGGGCAUCUGAGAAAGGCGCGUGGCGCGGGCAUUGGGGAACACUAAUGCCUUUUCUCACAUUAUGCAGACAGAAAUUUGGCCAGCCCCCGCGCCCGUCUGGCCGUCCCGACGUCGCCGCGUGUGGCCGCGUUGCCCACAGAGUAUUUCUCAGAUCGGAAGGACUCGCGAGUCUCUCCACGUUACGUGUCCCAGAAGACGUGGUAAUGGAAAGAAGUUCCGAGGAGCGGAAACUGGUCCAGCCAACCCGCCUCAAGACAAUGUCGCGCAGCAACUCUCCUUCGGUCACCGGGGAUGGAACAUCAAGUAUGGUAAUCCCGCCAAUCGUCACGACCGAGACGGACGAUUGUGAUGAUGAUGAAGUUCUUUUUCAGUCAUUGCCGCCGUGGAUGCGAAAGCUCGUCAAGUCUUGGAGUCAGCCAGAGUACGGGCUUGGAAAGUUACCGAUGGACGAGGAGGAGGCGUACGAAGUGAUGCGUUUGUUUGUGUUCGGAGCGAAUUCAACAGCAUCGGGACGUGAUGCCUCCAGGCCCGAAGAUGAACAUCAUCCGAGGAAAGCAGAGGGGAGGCCUCCGGUGGUAGCUCCGUCAGCGUCCGUAAAAAACGCCUUCGGCGGAUUGGCCAACUAUGAGGCGAUGCGUUCUAGGAUCGACAUAGAGCUCGGGAGUAGCCGGCUGUCCGCGGCCUUCCGCCACGGGCUGCUCUCCCCGAACGCUUUGUAUUGGCUCGUGGAAGACGCGAAGCAUCUGAGUCGCGAGCAAAAAAAAACCUUUGCGCGUCGGCUGAUCUGGCGGGAUUUGGCCUAUUUCCAGCUGCGCGCGUUCCCGCAGAUGCACGACGUGGGCAUAUCCCUUGCAAAUUUAUAUUGUCAGCUCCAGGGAAAUGCCAAAAGUAAAGCAUACAAGACGCAGACAAUUUCGGUUCACUGAACUAUUGACAGAAAAAAUGCAUCAAGACCUGAGCCACAUCCUGCGAAUUUAUUGAUGGCGCAAAGAACUACAAAAUUGGUCCAUAAUCGCCAAAAUUGCGCCGGCGGAAAAAAUUCAGUACACCAAUCUAUAAACACAUGAGAUUUACUAGCGCGACGGAACAAUCAAAGGCGCAACGUUGCAGAAGUUGAAAUGAUUAGAACGAUACGCUGCAGCACAAGAAGCCAAUGUGGUCUAGUGUGUGCAAGAAUUGAUAGAGGUCGUCAAUCGACAUAGCAAAACUUUGCGUAGGUUCAUUGUGCCUGAUCGGCUGACAGGUUUGGUUACAAUAGGAAAUCCGACCGCACUACGACCAGACGGAAUGGGAGCGGCCCGAGCCGGGAGCGCGCAGGUCGUACGAGUUCGGGAAGACCGGGUUUCCGCUGGUGGAUGCGGGGAUGCGCGAGCUGCAGCGGACGGGGUGGAUGCAGCAGAACGUGCGGAUGGUGUGUGCCAGCUUUUUGACCGAGUACCUCGGGUGGGACUGGCGGGUGGGACACCGGAUCUUCCACGACUGUUUGGUGGACGCCGACCUUGCAAUCAACGCCAUGAUGUGGCAGAACGCGGGGCGGAGUGGGAUCGACCAGUGGAACUUCGUCCUGAAUCCUUGCGAGGGGAAGUCGCGCGACCCAGCGGGCGUGUACGUGCGUCGCUGGUGUCCGGAGUUGCGCAGUGUUGCAAAGGCGCGACUAUUCGACCCGCACCAGGUCGCGGCCACCACAAAGGGAGACACCGGUGCGAAGGAUUCGGCGGGGAGAACGUGGGCCCGCGGUGGCGGAAAUACUAGGGGGUCGCGGGGAAAACAGGAGAACCAGAGAUAUUCUCGAGGGCCGUUCUCGGCAGAAGUAGAUAGCGAGGGUCCUGCGACUGCGCGCCAAGGACUGGAGUCGGUGUCAGUUAGCAUGGAAGAGGUGGCGGGAAGCAGUGGCGGCGGGGCAGCAGGACCUGCAGCGAGAGAUGGUUAUCCGUGCCCCAUCAUCCGGGAUUUGCCCGCUGCGAGGGAUCGGGUGCGAAGGCGGGUGUUGGCGGUGCGCCGCAAAAAUUUACAGAACAAUGACAGGUUGGCUGUGCGCACAAGCACGAACCACCUGCCCCAAGACCAAGCACAUGCCGCCCUUUUGUCCGCGAUGCAACCGGUAAAAACCACUCCAAAUGCCGGCAGCAAAAUAUCAGCAGAAAGCAAAAAACUGCAUUCCGAGUAUGUCUCGAACCUCAAUAACAAAUUGAAGUCGACAUUGCGAGCGCGACGUGUUUCGGGUUCUGUUUUUGCGUCACGGCCUCCAUCGCGAGCGGAGCUGCUUUCUUCACCAGACGAAAACUUGACAUCCGAGGACGACAGUGAUGCACCUUCAUCCGAAGUAGAAGCUACUCCUUUGGCAACCGCCUCUACGCGGACUACGACUCUGCGCGCAAGCAUCGCUACCAGCGACCGUUUGUCCUGUGCACCCACGAAAUCCUGUAAGCCGGCCUCUGCAUCAACAGUGAAGAAGAACCCAGCAAAAAAAGCAAAAACAGCAUCCAAGUGCGUGCUCAAGUGCAAGUCUCAAUGCGGUAAAACCUCCAAGAACCAUAGUAAAGCCAGCAGGCCUGCGUCGUCAACUUCGGGAAAGCAAAUUGGUUUUGUCGUACCGACCACGAAACCAAGCGGGAUAGCAAAGAAGAGAGAUUUGCCGCUCGUUCCAAUUUGUAUACCUGUAAGCACCCCGGGUGAGGCUCCUAAAGUCCCAAAUUUUAUGUCAUCAUCUGUGACUUUUUUUGAUUUUUCAAAUGAAAAUUUACUCAGAUAACCUCUACUUUUCCUCUUCCGCCCGUGUGUUGUUCUUCCAUGAUCAUGAGCACAUUUUUGCCAUGAGCGACGUAUUUUCUUCCAUGAUCAUGAGCACAUUUUUGCCAUGAGCGUCGUAUUUUCCUCCCUCCAAGAGUGAUGAGAGUCUGGUGCUCUUUGAGUGAAUAUGUUUUUCUGCUGUAUCCCUUCCUCGGUCUGGUGCUACUUGUCUAUUUUUAUUAUUUAUGAUCCACAUUUCGAUCUUACGUAAGCUUUGCUCGAUCCUCCUCGGUACACUCACAUUUUCUCAUGCUGUUCUCAUGCCUCGACACUUUUGAGAGAUCUCGAUAUCGAUCUUUUAUUGCUAUUUUGUAUCGAUCUCUUAUGUACCCGGGUCGUUAUUUUUUCGCAUCUUUAUCGAUCUUUAUCGCCUUUGCAUGUUCACAUCGCAUGUUCGUUUUUUCGACUUCGCUAUCGUUCUAUGAAUUAGUUUCGUUCUAUUUCGUAUUUUUUCGAUUUCGAUAUCGUUAUCGCCCUCGUAUCGGAUUUCGGUUUUCUUUCUUCUAUGUGAUGGUUCUACAUUUCGUGUCUUUCUUCUUUUCCCAUGCACGUUGUUGUUGUGUUUCCGUAGCAGGUGAACCGGUACCCCUGUCCUCUUCGGAAAUCUUUGACACUUCAACAAGCGAGCACUCCCAAAUUUUGUUCUCAUCCUGGUUGCUUCAAAGAGCAACGAGACAAAGUUCGGUGAGACGGCAGGGGCAGCAGUGCAUUCCUAUAAUCGGUUUCCCAUCUCAACGUCUAACUGGUUUCUGUUUUCGUGCGAAGGCGGGUGUUGGCGGUGCGCCGCAAAAAUUUACAGAACAAUGACGAGGGUGGCUACGAUAGGAUACUGCUCCCCACCGGAGCGCGGACGCGCGUCUUCACUCGCAAGGAAUUCCGAAUUAAUGGCACCUGCGUGAGCGCUGAAUUUCAACCGGGUCCGCGAAACACUGAGGGGACAGAAACCGACAAAGUUGUCACAGCGGUGUCGCUGAUGCGGCUCGCCGCGAGCGAGCCUGCAAAAGGAACAAACGGUGGCGGCAACCGCGGUGCCGCAGCGGCAUCAUCCUCGGAGACAGCGACUGCCGCCUCGAAGCGCCGAAGGUGGCAGAAGUCGUGA
Messenger RNA from Amoebophrya sp. A120, 5094 nucleotides. Lineage: Eukaryota; Dinophyceae; Syndiniales; Amoebophryaceae. The record is from the annotation of a GenBank genome assembly.